AUGAACAAGAAAAGAAUAAUUUUUUAUUUUUUGUCCUUUUUUAUUUUUCUUGUGUCUGUUUUAUACUAUGAUAAUAUUAAGAGUGUGUUAAAUACAAGAACAAAAAAAAAGAAGAAAAAAAAAAUUUGUAAAACCAAUUUUUUGGGUUCUGAAGAAAUAAUAUCAUCAGUGAGGGAUGGUAAUGAGAGAGAUAAGGAGAAUUAUUUGUUUACAAUUGAAAGAUUGAUAAAAGAGAGAAAAUAUAUAUGUAUAAAUAAAUAUAAAAGAAAUAAUAAAUUAAAAUGGGUUUAUAAAAUUACAUAUGAUAAGACAAAAAAUAUAUGUGAUGAUUAUAAUAUUUUGUAUAAUUGUAUAAAAGAAAUGAUUUAUGAUAGAAAUAAAAAAAAUCGUUUUGAAUAUUUGUGGUUGAAUUUUUUUUAUAUAAAUAAAUAUAUAUUUAAUUUAUACUAUUAUAUGUUUGAUAAUACAAUAAAGAUAAAAAAGAAAAUCCAUUGGCUUAAAGAAAAAAUUAACAUUAUAAGUAGUAAUAAUAAUAAUAUUAUUACAAGUAGUGGUAAUAUAUUUUGUGUUCAUAAAUUAUUUUUCUUUAAUAAUGAUCUAGAGUACGAGGAAGAGAAAAAGAAACAAAAUGAUAUAAUAAAAAUGAAUAUAAAAUUACAUAAUAAUACAAGAAAAUUAUCUGUAAGUGAAGAAAAUGUGGAAUUAAAACCAUAUGUAAAACAAGGAGAAAGGAAUGAAACGGUUGUAAAUUUAUAUGAAUAUUUUACAGGUGGUGUAAAGAGAUCAAAUGAUAAUAACGAGAUUGUUAUAACAUCAACUGAACAAUUUCAUCGUAUUGUUAUAAUAUGUUUUAAACCAACAGUUAAACAUUCUCAUAUAAUAGCUAGUCCACAUGAUGCUUUAAAUCAUAUAGUAGAAGAGAAUGAUAAAAUAAAAUUAUCAGAAGAAAUAUAUGCUAUUCCAUUUUAUCCAGUAUAUGGUAAUUUAGGUUUAAAAAAUGUAAUAACAACAGGAAUUGUUGAAUUUAUGAUUCCAUAUUUUUCUAGAACCCAAAUGAAUUUUACAGUUACCUGUGCAAAUGGUGAAAUAGAUAAUUUAUAUAAAUUUGAAGAUUUAAUAAAAAUAAGAAUACGUAUUCCUCGAAAUACUAAAAAGAUAUUAGGAAUAAGUACAAAUGAAAAAGACAAAACAGUAUUUGAAAGGAUUGUAGAUAAUACAUCAGAUGAAUAUCGAUUUAAAAGUUAUAAUAAUAAAAUAGUAGGAAUAAAAUUAGAAAAUUCGAUUUUAGAUCCUCCUGGAUGUUUUAAAACUGUUUAUGAAGAUAAUAAAAUAAUACAACUAGAAGUAUUCUUACAAUAUGUAAAAUGCAUAAAUCUAGAUAGAGAUAAUUAUAAAAUACGUUUUUUUUUUCUUCCUGAAGAUUUUGGAGAUGAAGAAAUAGAAUUUAGUUGUAAAUUUACAUAUAAAAAAAAAACUAGAAAAAUAAUAUUUGGACUAGGAGAAACAAAUGUAGAUAAAGAUAUAUUUUAUUUAGAAGAUGAACAUGUGAAAUUAAAUAUUGAUGAAGAUGUAAGUGGAGAUAAAGAAUUUUAUAGUCAUCUGAAUUAUAAUGGUAUACCAUAUAAUAUAUGUAAUUUUGAAUAUAAAUCUGAAUAUGAUUCACAAGUAUGUGAAAGAACUAUACAUGAAUUUACUUUAUUUAUUUAUAAUUGUAAUAAUGUUGUAGGCACACAAAUACAAUCAACUGAACCUAUAACAACUAUUAAAUAUUUAAAUGCUACUUAUCCAAUUAAUAAAUUUAGUGAUAUCACAUUAUUAAGUAAAGAUAUAGAUAUAGAAGGAUUAGAAGAACAAUUUCGUAAUUCUAAAUUUUUUUUAACUUCAUAUAUAAAUCAUGGUCCAUUUCCAUUAAUAAUAGAAUGUGUUAUAUCUAAUUCUAAUAAUGAUCAUCAAAAUGUAUAUAUUCUUUUACAUCUAAGAACAAGUAUAAAGAAUAGAACUGUAUCCUUUUGCGAUUUUGAAAAAGUAAAUGGAUAUAAUUAUUUAAAUAAUUAUAUUGAUGGAGAUAUAUGUAAUAUAAAUAUUACAUCUAAUUCAGUUUUUGGUUUUAAAUGUCCAUCGAAUAGUAUAAAAGAACCUAAAAAUUGUUUUUCACAAGUAUAUAUAGAUAAAAAAGUAUAUAAAUUAAAUGAUAAAUUAUCAAAUAAAUUAAUAUUAUAUUCUAUGAAACAAGAAGAUCUAGCAAUAGCUGGUUUUAAUAAUUAUAUAUCAAAUUCUUUCUCAUUUGAAUGUUAUUGUGUAGAUAAAAAUCAAACAUAUUCUUCUUAUCAAAGUACAUCAGGACAAGAUAUAUUAAAUCAUAUUGUAAAAAGAAUACAUGUUAAUUAUAAAAAUUAUGAUGAAUUAUAUGAUUAUAAUAUACAUGAUAAAAUUAUUCAUGAACCUAUAAUAAUAAAACAAAAUACAUCUAUAACAUAUAUAUGUGAUUUUGUAAAUAAACAACAAGUAUUACAACCUUUAAAUAAUAAAACCAAAAAUUAUAUAUGUACUAUAUGGUAUCCAACACCUUUAAAUUAUAUAGCAUUAGCAUGUCCAAAUAAUUUAAGAGAUGAAAAAAAUGAUCAAACAAUUUCUGAGGUAUAUAAUUCUUUACAAAAAGAUAUAUUAAAACCAACUGGAAAACAACAAGAAAUUGAUGAAAAAAAAAAAAAACUAAAUAUUUUAUUUAGUAAAAGAAAUAUAUAUUCUGAUUUAUAUCACUUACCAAAAGAUGCACCUAAACGUACUAUUAAUAAAAAUGGAUUAAAUAUUAUAAAUAUAGAUGAAAUCAUACCAGGAAUAUUAAUAAAAGACAUAAUUAAUUUUAAUCUUGAAGAUACAAUAAAACCUGAUGUAUUAUUAACAUCUAAGAGUUCCUUACACAAAAGAUAUAAUACAUACAAAUCAUAUAAUUUAUCUACAAUAAAUAACUCAUCACAUAUGUUAGAGAAACCAUCUAUUAUAUAUUAUACACCUUUUUCAUCCACAUCUUAUGAUAGAUCUACAAGAGCAAUGUCUCCAUUAACAAAAUCUGAAGUUGAAGAGACACAAGUUGAUAUGAAUAUGUAUAAACAAUAUUUAAGAAAACGAAAUAGUAUAGAAAAUGGAUUUUUUAUAUUUCAAUUACCUCCAUAUUUAAAAAAAAAUCAGACGAUAGAAUUUGCAUGCAUUAAUGAUAGUAGUAUAAAAAAUAAAAAUGUUGGAAACAACGGUAUUAUGACUAUACAUUUAAAAUCUUUUGGAAAUCCAAUAGAUGGUUGUUAUUUUUAUAAAAAUAAUGCAAAAUAUAAUUAUUUAAAAAAGAGUAUAAAAAUUGAUGAUCCAAAAAAAGAAGAAUGUAAUAUAAAAAGUGAUGGAGAAAUUGAAUUUGUAGGUAUUAUGUGUCCAUAUGAAAAUAAUUUAUAUUUAACACCUUCAAAAUGUUUUAUGAAUACAUAUGAUAAUAUGGAUUCAUUAGUUGAUAUAUUAGAUAUUAAUAAAAACUUUGAAUAUUAUUCAAAUGAUAAAGGUAUAUCUUAUUUAAAAAUUCCUCAAGAAUUUUUUAAACAUGUACAUUUAUUUUGUUAUUGUAAUACUGAUAAAGAUAGUGAAAUAAAUAAUGUUCUUAAGAAAAAAGAAAAUAAAAUAAGUUUAGAAUUAAAUUAUUCAAAUAAAGGUUUUGAUAUUAUAAAAACUAUUGAUUACCAAUUUGAAUCUGAUAUACUUAUAGGAUAUUCUUAUCAUUUUAAAAGAAUAACACCUAUAUAUAGAAAAAAACAUAUAUGUGAUUUUACUACAGAAGAUAAUUCAUUAGAACCAGAAAGUUAUGAUAAAAUAAUAUAUUCAUGUUAUUUAUCAUUAGAAGAUAAUUUAAAUUUUGUUGAAGUAAAGUGUCCAAAAAAUAAAAAGAUUUCUAAUUCAGAAUGGUUAUUUAAAUAUGGUACAUUUGAUAAAUCAUCUGAAUUAAUUGAAGAUGAUGAAAAUAUAAAAAAAUAUGAACAUAUGAAAUAUAUGCCAGAAGAUAAAGAUGAAAUAAUAUAUUUAUUUAAAAAACAAAAACUAGAAGAUAUAUUACCAGGAGUUAUUAUAUUUGAUAAAAAUAGAUAUUUUUAUGAAAAAGGAAAUUUUUCUUUUGUUACUCCUUUAAUUGUAAAAGAAGAUAUUACUAUUAAAUUAUUAUGUGAUAACUCAGAAACAAUAAUUGAAAAUAAAAUAGGAAAGAAAGGUAUUAUUCUUAUUAAAAUACCACAACAUAUUACAGACAAGAAAUUUUAUGGUUGUGAUUUUUCAGGUGAUUUAAAUAAAAAAAAAACAUCAUUUUAUUAUUCAUCUAUUUAUGAUUUAAAAACACAGAAUCAAUAUUGUGAAAUCAAAUUAAAAGAAAAUAUUAUUAUAAGUUUAAAUUGUCCUAAUGGUAAUAUUAAUCCAAAUAAUUGUUUUAAUAAUGUUUUUUUAAAAACUAAUAUGAAUGAACAAAUAACUGAAGGAAUACAAAAUAUAUUUGAUCAAGUUAAAGUUAUUAAUACAAAAUCACAUGUUUUAUUAAAUAGUUCGUCAACAUUUUUAAUUAUAUCUAAAAUUACAAAAAAAGAAUUAAAUUUUUUUUGUACAUGUCAUCAUCAUGAAACCAAAAAUAUUGGAACUAUUCAUAUAAAAAAUGAAGAUAUUAUUAAUUUUUCUAAGGCAUAUAAAGAAUCAAGUAUAUUACAAUAUAUAGAUGUUACACCAUAUUAUUUAAAAGAUACUUAUAUAUGUGAUUUCACACAUAAUCAUUAUGAUAUAUCAUUUGAUACAUCUGUUAAUAUACAAAAUAUAUUAGAAAGAUAUUUAAAAGUCUUAUCAGAUUUUUAUAAUACACAUGAAGAAUUUACAUACUUUAGUAUUCAUUUAAAACUAAGAAAAGAAAUUAUGAAAAACAAAUAUAUAGAUUAUUUAAAAAAAAUAAUUAAUGAAUAUAAACAAAAAGAAACUUCUGAAAAAAUUAAAAAAUUAACACUCUCAGCAAAUGAUAAUAUAAAUACUAUAUUAGUAUAUAGAUGUAAUAUAGAUCUAGGUUCAUUUGAUAAAUUUAAAAUUAAAUGCCCAUCAAAAAUUACUGAAGAUACAGAUAAUCACCAAUUAUUUCAAAAUUUAAUAUAUAGUUCUAAUUUAGGAUUAAAUGAAACAGAUAUGUUAAAUGGAUUAAAUAAAUUAUUAUAUGGUUCUGUUUUAAUAAAUAAAAAAGAAAAAAAUGUUUCCUUCUUUGAAAAAGGAGAAUUAGAAUUAAUUAUUUCUCCUUAUGCUGAUUCAUCUAAAAAUAUAAUUUUCUCAUGUGAAAAUGUUCCUAGAAAUUUAUCAAAAGGAAUUAUAGGUUCUGCAUCUAUUUUUAUUAAAAAAAAUGAUAAUAAAAUUUUAGGUUGUGAUUUUAUAGACACAACAACAGUUGAUUCAACACAUAUGGAAUCAACUACUUCAUAUUAUGGAUCACAUACAUCAUCUUCUUUAUCAUCAUCUCAUGAUGUAUUACAUGAUGUUAAUGAAUCUAAUGAUUUACAUAGGAUGAACCAUAUAAACACCAAAAAAAAUUCGUUCGAAUUCGAAAUAGAAUUAGUGGAAGGAAAAAAUACAUAUUGUAAUAUCGAAGCUAUAGAAAAUGAUAUUAUUGGUUUUAGUUGCCCAUACAAUUUUCUUACAACUCCAAGUGAUUGUUUUGAAUCUGUACAGAUUGAAGGAGUUGAUAAAGAAUUAGAAACACAUAAAUUAGAGAAAUUAUUAAAAGGAGUGAAAAUAUUAAAUAAUGAUAUAUAUAAAUAUAAUUUCACACCUUCAUAUAUUAUUUUGCCAAAAAAAAUUAAAAAAUCACUAAAAAUUUUUUGUAGAUGUAAUUCUGUAAAAUUAAUAAAGACAGGAAUUAUUCAAAUUAAUAUAAUUGGAGAUGAUCUAAAUAAUUGGUUUAAAAAAGAAAUUACACAUAAUAUAUUUGCAUAUCAAAAAAUGAAUUAUUUUUAUGAUUUUUCUGAAGGACCAAUAAAUAUAAGUUCUGAAAAUGUGCUUGGAAUAUCUACAAUGUCUCUUAUGUCUUCAAAAAAAAAGGAAAAGAACAAACAGGUGAUACAUAAAAGAGGUUAUAAGGAAAUAAAGAAGGGUGGUAAAAAUGAAAAUUAUAAUGACGAUAAAAAUGAAAAUUAUAAUGACGAUAAAAAUGAAAAUUAUAAUGACGAUAAAAAUGAAAAUUAUAAUGACGAUAAAAAUGAAAAUUAUAAUGACAAUAAAAAUGAAAAUUAUAAUGACAAUAAAAAUGAAAAUUAUAAUGACCAUAUGUCUGUUAUUACUUUAUCGUCAACUGGUGAGGAUGAUGAAGAUUCAUUGGAUGAAGGUGACGAAGAAUAUGAUGAAGGAGAUUCUGUGGAUGAUGUAGAUGAUGAAGGUGAUGACGACUUUGAUGAUGAAGACAAUAAUAUUCUGAACCCACUUCGAACUAAACAAGUAUAUGACAUAACCGUUGCUGCUUCUGAAUUUAGUAAAGUCCAAGUUGUAUGCCCUUUAAGAAAUUCUUCUCAGUUUAGACAAUCAAAAAUUAGUCCUGAGAAUUUUUUUGAGUAUGUAUAUGUAUUAGAAGAUAAUAAUGAUAAGAAAAGAAAGAGAAGUAAAGAACAAAAUGAAAAAUUAGUGAGAGCAAUACUUGAAGGAAAAAAGGAUUUAGUUGAUGGACCUUUUACAAAUAUAGAUGAUAGAUAUAAUAAGAAAAGUUCAAAAAAUGCAACAGUAGAAUAUGAUGAUAUGGGUAAUAAAAUAUUUAUAUCUAUAAAAUCUGAAAAACCUAAAGCUGUUAUAGGAGAUAUUAUAUCAUCUAAUAGUUCACCUAUACAUAUAUCAAAUAAUAUUAUAAAUAGCUCAUCUCAAAGUAAUAUUCAUAAUGAAAAUAUAAGUUCAGAUAAUAUGACAUCAGAAUAUGAACAAUAUAAUAGUUAUUUAAAAGAUAUAUUAGUUAUAAAAAAUAUUAAUGAAGUAAUAUCUUAUGCAAAUAUAAAAAUAGAAAUAAAUGAACAAACAUAUUCAAGUUCAUUACAUAUACCACCUCUAAUAUUAAAAGAUGCAGAAUUUUUAAUUUCAUGUGAUAAUUCAUUAACAUUAAAUGAAAGUACAAGAGGAAAAACAGCAACUGUUAAAAUAAAAGUUAAAUCCAAUUUUUUAAAAAUUUUUGGAUGUGAUUUUGUAGGAGAUUUUUCAACUCAUUUCUUAAUUAGUAAUAAAUGGAAUGAUAUACCAAAAAAUUUUAUAUGUAAAAUUAAUAUACAAGAUGAUAUGUUAAUAGGUUUAGCUUGUCCAAGUUUCACAAAUUUACAUCCACCAGAUUGUUUUGAAAAUGUUAUGGUAAAACAAAAUGUUUAUAAAAAAAAUAUUCUCAUGGAAACAAAAAAUAUAUUCUUCUAUAAACAAAAUGAUAAACCUAUCUUAUCAUUUAUACAUGUCAAAAAAAUAUUAGUUGAAACAUUUUUAUGUAAAUGUUAUCAAGCUACUAAUACAGAUUAUAAAGAAGUUACUAUGCAAAUUUUUUAUGAACCUUAUGUCAUGGGGACACCUAAAUAUACACUAGAAAAAUCUAUCAUACAAUAUAAAUAUGCCGAUUUAAAACCACCACUACACAUAUAA
Messenger RNA from Plasmodium adleri (nom. inval.), 7650 nucleotides. Its product is annotated as 6-cysteine protein. Gene Ontology annotation, cellular component: plasma membrane; cell surface. Gene Ontology annotation, biological process: symbiont entry into host. The record is from RefSeq and is a predicted model, not a curated record. NCBI's taxonomy places the organism in Eukaryota, Apicomplexa, Aconoidasida, Haemosporida, Plasmodiidae. The coding region runs from base 1 to 7650 and encodes 2549 amino acids. The transcript has a single exon.